CUAUCAUAAAAUGAUCUUGUAAUCCCUUUCUAAGGUAAAAAUUUAAUCUCGGUAAGAGAUUUGGGAUGUCAUCAAUAUUGGCAAAUUCAUUUGGGAGAAUGUUUUGGUCAAACAGUUCGCCAUAGAAACCAAGCAACGAUCGCCCAUCGGUCAGUCUAGACCAGCAACUAGGAGCUUCAAGAUGGUUAUGGAACUUUAUUACAACCCGCUAAGCCGGCCCUCUCUCUCAGUAAUGCUACUAUCCAGAGCUCUGGACCUUAACCUCGAGCUGAAGGAAAUAGAUAUUCUGGGUAAAGAGCAAUACACAGAAGAAUAUAUGAAGAUAAAUCCUCAACAUACUGUACCGUUUCUCGUAGAUGACGACUUAUCUUUAUCAGAAAGUGGAGCAAUCAUGAUAUACCUCGUGGAGGCUUAUGGGAAAGACGAUUCACUUUACCCUAAUAAUCCAAAACAUAGAGCCGUAAUAAAUCAGAGAAUAUUGUUCGAUGCAGGGACUCUUUGGAUGCGAAUAAUGCAGUGUUUUAUGAUCCCAGUUCUCCAUCAAAACAUGGGAGUCAACGAUCUAUUGUUGGAAAGAGUUCACGAUGGUUUCACCACUCUGAAUUCAUUUUUGGAAAACAAGCAAUGGGCUGCUGGAGAUGAAAUCACUGUGGCGGAUUAUUGUUUAGUAACCACUGUAGCUGAUGCAGAGGCUGUGGGCUAUGAUAUUUCCAAGUAUCCGCACGUCAGCGAAUGGUUUACGAAAUGCAAAGAAACAAUGGUGGAUUACGACGAUUUAAUACAAAACGCAAUGGACAAUCUUACUUCAAUCUUUAACGAAAAACUAAGCAACGUCGAACCAUAAAAAAAGUAGCAUAUCAUCACUCCAUGAGAGCUAGUAAAAUUUUUGCACUAGCGU
Messenger RNA from Nezara viridula (southern green stink bug), 898 nucleotides. Lineage: Eukaryota; Metazoa; Arthropoda; Insecta; Hemiptera; Pentatomidae. The record is from the annotation of a GenBank genome assembly.